Messenger RNA from Cornus florida, 417 nucleotides. RefSeq lists its product as uncharacterized. NCBI's taxonomy places the organism in Eukaryota, Viridiplantae, Streptophyta, Magnoliopsida, Cornales, Cornaceae. The record is from RefSeq and is a predicted model, not a curated record. The transcript has a single exon. Bases 1 to 417 code for a protein of 138 amino acids.
AUGAUCAAGAGGGUUUUGAUAGACCCAGGGAGUAGUGCCAACAUCAUCACAAAAGUGGUCUUUGAGCAGCUAGAGAUCCCGUCAUCAUCAAUUCGACCUACCUCCAGCCCAUUGAUGGGGUUCGAUGGUACAAGAGUAGAUCCCCUUGGGGUAAUAAACUUAUUAGUAACUGUGGCGAAGAGAACUCUGAAGGAGAACUUUGUCUUAACAGAGAUCCACCCUUCCUAUAAUCUCAUCAUGGCUGGAUCCACCCUUCAUCAGGUGAUGCGGUGCUUAUCUUCGGAUGAAAAAGAGGUUAUUAAUCUAUGGGCCGAUCAAGUCGCUGCGAAAGAAUGCUAUAUGCUGACACAGGCUGAAGCAAAGAAGGUGUCUAGACAACCUCAACCAGGCAUGACUCCCAGAGAUGCACUCAAAUAG